GAAAAGUGCAACUACUACGGUUGGUACAACAGCCGCUUCCGCUUGGGAGCCCAAUGCAAGCGAUGCGUCCACUACCGCUCAUGCGAGGAUCGCCGGCCUUCGGCUUGUGCCGAUCGCUUUGGACCCAGCAUCUGGCGAAAGGUGGCCCCGGACACUUCCACGGUUCUUCCAGGGCGAGAGUACAAGGUCGAGCCUGAGUUGACCGGCAAGUACUGCGAGAAGAACGAGAUCCUGGCUCUUGAAGAGGAUCUCGGCGGCCUGGAAGGGUGCCAGCAGGUCUGUGGCCAGAUUUCAAACUGUCGCUACUUCGCGUACUAUCCUCGAAACGAGCCUCUGGAGGAUGCCUCGGAGGCGGCUUGUUCCGCCCCCUGCCGAAUUUAUUCAGGAUGUCGCAGGCCAAGCCGCACAGCGUGCCAAACCCCACCGGUAAUGAUUUACAGUGCAAGAACUACCACCACAACCCAAGUCGUGCCUCCACCCAGCACCACCACCGCCGCCACCACCACCAUCAGCAGGGCCACCACCACCACCACUACAACCAUCACAACGACAAUCACCACCACCACCACAACCACCACAACGACGACCGCCACCACCACAACCACAACAGCGACAACUACCACAACGACAACUACCACAGCGCCAACCACCACGACGACAACCAUCACCACCACAACGACAACCACCACAACGACAGCCACCACCACGACAAUCACCACAACCACAACGACAGCCACCAUAACGACAACCACCACCGCCACCACCGCCACCACCACAACGGCAACCACCACAACGACCACCACGACGACAACCAUCACCACCACAACGACCACCACCACAGCCAUCACCACCACCAGCCCACCUCCCAGUGUAGUCUUAUCCAUCGAGGCAGGAGAUCAGUUCAGCUGUCGGAUCAAGGCCUCCGACAGCACCGUGUUUUGCUGGGGCAAAGAGGGUCUCAGGAUCCAGCCGCCGAUAGGGGUGGCAUUCUUCAGGAUUUCCUUGGGAGACACGUUCGGCUGUGGCUUGCGCGUGUCCGACCGAAAGCCGCAGUGCUGGGGCGAGAGCCCCCCGGCCGUCCCAGCGUCAGCCCCAGCACUGACCACCAUUUCAGCUGGUGCCACUCGGCACGCCUGUGGACUCGCUGAGAACCAGACAGCCUACUGUUGGGGAGACACGGAGCCCAUCCCGGCAAAUCUUCAGGAUACUCGAUUUGCCUUUAUCACUGCCAGCAAAGACCCCAACUCUAACGCUGCCUGCGGGAUUCCAGCAGACCAAGACCUGGGUGUGCAAUGCUGGGGCUCACCGUUGCCAGCAGGUGGAGUGCCGACAGGCGUCAAUUUCUCGAGCAUCGGUCUUGGACAGGGUUUCGGGGCCGGCAUCAACAGGGACACCCGACUCGUGGAGUACUUUGGAUUUGGAGAGUGCACCGGCAGUAUUCAAGGGACUGAGGAAAGGUGGACUUGCACCGGGAACGACGCCUACGGAUUUGUGGAUGACCUCCUCGGAUACUUUCCCCCUGCCCUCAGUGGCCGUAACGUUGCGGUCGAGGACCCCAUUUCUGUGGGCCGGAAUGGGGCAUGCGCCCCAGUACGGUCGGGUGUUCCAGGGCCCGAAGGGUUGUAUGCCCCGCGGUGCUGGGGCAGAAUUGACUUUAACAUCAAUGAGUCUGCCACCCCAGACUCCAAAGCCACGCCAUAUACUUUCGAUCUCUUGAACAGCACUGCUCUGACAGGAAUCUCAGUGGGGGUCGCACAUGCCUGCGGCCGGAGGUUGGAGGUUUUUGAGCCAAGCCCUCAGGAGGAAUUCUGUUGGGGUUUCGAGUCCCACGGUGAGUUCGCACCAUCAAAUCCUUCACCAGUACCAACCCCAACCCCGCCACCAAUCACCAGUCCGAGAACCAUCUAUUCAGUAGAGGCCGGAGAGCUUUUCAGCUGUCGAAUCACCGAGUCCGACAACACGGUUCAAUGUUGGGGGAGACCGGGCCCCAGAACCGAGCCACCAGGCGAGGCCUUCUUCCAGAUCUCGCUCGGACUUAAAUUCGGGUGCGGCGUGCGCCUGUCUGACCAAAAGCCGCAGUGCUGGGGCGAGAGCCCCCCGGCCGUCCCAGCGUCAGCCCCAGCCCUGACCACCAUUUCAGCUGCUGCCGAGGGCUUUGCCUGUGGACUUACUGAGAACCAGACAGCCUACUGUUGGGGAAACGCAAAGCCCAUCCCCGCAAGUCUUGUGGAUACUCGAUUUGCCUCCAUCACUGCCAGCAAAGAUCACGUCUCCGACGCUGUUUGUGGGAUUCCGGUAGACGAAGCCCUGGGUGUGCAAUGCUGGGGCCACCCGUUGCCGGACAGCGGGUUGAUCGGCUCCACCAAGUACUCAAGUAUCGGACAUGCAAAGUUCUGGUGUGGCAUCAACAAGCACACUAGGGUGGCGAAGUGCUCCGGAGGUCCAGAUGGUUUGGUGAGCGACCUCCACCAACCUGAGCUGCGAGUCGAGGAUCCCAUCUCCGUCGGUCCCUUUGGCGCAUGCGCGCUGAGAGUGGUCGCAGGCAUCACCGAGCCGCAGGCAGCCCCAAGGUGUUGGGGCAAAGUCGAUCGCUUCAUCCAGGAUGACAGCAACGUACGUCCCAAGGAGAUUGCCAUGCCCUACGAUUGGAAGGACCUCGGGUACCGCAACCUGACGUCUGUCUCGAUGGGUUUUUCCCAUGCGUGUGGCCGCAGAGAUGAUGGUGCAGCCGUGUGUUGGGGCUUCGACUAUGCUGGUGAGACAAGCCCUCCAUAG
Messenger RNA from Symbiodinium natans, 2775 nucleotides. Lineage: Eukaryota; Dinophyceae; Suessiales; Symbiodiniaceae. The record is from the annotation of a GenBank genome assembly.